Rhodofomes roseus is the source of this 564-nucleotide messenger RNA. RefSeq lists its product as uncharacterized. The record is from RefSeq and is a predicted model, not a curated record. The annotation marks the transcript as partial. The transcript has a single exon. NCBI's taxonomy places the organism in Eukaryota, Fungi, Basidiomycota, Agaricomycetes, Polyporales, Fomitopsidaceae. Gene Ontology annotation, molecular function: protein binding.
AUGGAGGACGACGCGGAAGUGCUUGACUGGGGGCACGAGGACGACGAACAGACCGCCCAGCGCGGUCCAGAGGACGCAGAAGACGCAGUUUCGCUCGGUGGCGACGAAGACGACACGCAGGAUUACUAUGCGUACCAGGCCUCGGAGCAGGAGGACACAAAGGCUGCCUCUCAGACUUCAAACCCUCAGUCUAGGCGGGAGUCGUAUGGGUCGAAGCAGUCGAUGGCGCCCCAGCGCGAGCCGGACUCGCCCCAGCUGCGACGUUCUCAGUCUGUGGGCAAGCUCACUCAUGCGCUUCCUCCAAAGCCUGUCCUGUCUGUGGCACCAGUGCAUCCCUCUCCUGCUCAGGCAAGCACUUUGGCAAGCUCCAUGAUUCAGCGCGAGCCGCGAGCGAAUGGGCACGGGAAGCCUACCUCAGGCAGCAAUCAGGACGCGCUACCUCCAGAUUGGGAACUCCGACAAGCUAGAAGUGGUGGAGGCGAGCAGUAUUUUUACAACACCAAGACGCACGAGUCCACCUGGACUCGACCGGUGAGCGACAAGUCGUCACCGGUAAAGGACAGA